Molecule: messenger RNA, 795 nt
Organism: Durusdinium trenchii
Lineage: Eukaryota; Dinophyceae; Suessiales; Symbiodiniaceae
Source: the annotation of a GenBank genome assembly
AUGGCGGAGCCGCUCUUGUCCAAUGAGCUGCCAGACAACGUGGUCUAUCGGAACUUGCUGCUGAGUCAUGGCAUUACAAGGCUGGCAACCCAGGGCUGGCUCUUCAUUGCGCCGUUGGUCUUGGUGCGCUUCACGCCCGGUCGGCUCAUAGGCCCAGCGGUCUGGGGCCUCGUGACGAUGCUCGGCUCGGCGCUGCUGGCGCCGCCUCUGGGCGCCUGGGCGGACCAGACGGACCGCCGCUGGGUGGUGACGCUGGGCGUCAGCGCACAGGCUGUGGCGGUGCUGGGCUCCACGCUGGUCUUGUUCUUGGCUUUGCAGGGGGCAGACGCCCGCGUCGCCGAUGGGAGCGCAGCUCCGGUGGCACUGGCGGCGUUCACGUGCUUCAGCGUGCUGGAGAAGCUGGGCACGGCCCUGAGCGAUGUGGCGGUGAAGCGCGAGUGGGCGCCGCGGCUCUUCCAGGGCGAUCGCCUCAAGCGCACCAACUCGAUGAUGUCGCAGAUCGACCUUUGGAGCGAAACGUUGGGGCCCUUCCUCGCGGGGCUACUGAUCACAGGGCUUGACGAUGUCUUUGGCUUCGUGGCUGUAGGGCUUUUGAACGUCCUCUCCUUCCCGCCACAGCUGCUGCUGCUGCGGCGCAUCUACGCGGCACGCGCAGCCAAGUUGCAGCCGCUGCGGCCGGAGGAGGUGCACCGCAAGGCGAACCCCUUGACGCCCAAGACGGGUGCGUGGAGUGCGUGGCUCCAUCAUCCCAGUGGCAUUCAGCCGCUGGGCGGGACGGGUUGGGUGAUGGGAUGA